AUCUGUUGCUCUCUCCCGGCGGCAGCGAGCGGGGGCGUGCGGCGCGGCCGGGACGCUCUCACUCACACUCGCACUCGCACUCACCCGCACGCCCCUCGCACCAUUGUCCCUGCCCGCCCGCCCCGCUCUCUCUCUCCCCCUCUCUCGCUCGCUCGCUCGGGGUGUUUUGUUGGCGGCCCGGCGCGGGGCCCGGCGCGCCCGCCCGCGCCGCGGCGGAGCGGAGCGGCACAUUCAUUAUCGGCCGGGGGCCGAUUUCAAACCGCUGCCAUCGCGGCUCCAUUGUUCGCCGGGCGGGCGGGCCCCGCCCCCCUUUGUGCGCGGCGGCCGCGAUUGGCCGGCGCCGGGCGGAGCGCUGCCGUCACCGCUCGGGAAGCCCAUUCAUCUGUGCACUUGGGCGUUGGACUCCGCAUCUUAUUAGCAACCAGGGAGAUUUCUCCAUUUUCUCCUUGUCUACAGUACGGCUACAAAUCUGGGAUUUUUUAUUACUUCUUUUUUACUAAACUUGGGCUCCUUUUUUUUUUUUUUGCUCGACUUUUUCCUCCCUUUUUUUCCCCUCCCUCCUGUGCUGCUGCUUUUUGAUCUCUUCAACUUUAAAUUUUUUAAAAGGAGUGCAUUAUAAUCGGUUCUGUUCUCUCUUCUCUUUUUUUUUCCCCUCUGGUGUGUGUGUGUGUUGCUGCUGCUGCUGGUCGCCCAGUAUUUAUACCAACCCAACGCUCUUUGUUUCCCCUCCUUUUGGAUCUGUUGAGUUUCUUUGUUGAAUAAGACAGCAUGGGUGCCCAGUUCUCCAAGACCGCUGCAAAGGGCGAAGCCUCCGCCGAGAAACCUGGGGAAGCAGUGGCUGCAUCUCCAUCCAAGGCGAAUGGACAGGAGAACGGCCACUUGAAGGUGAACGGCGACGCCUCCCCCGCGGCGGCGGAGGCGGGCAAGGAGGAGGUACAGGCGAACGGCAGCGCGCCCGCCGAGGAGACGGGCAAAGAGGAGGCGGCCUCGUCGGAGCCCGCCUCCGAGAAGGAGGCGGGAGAGGCGGAGAGCACCGAGCCGGCCUCCCCGGCGGAGGGCGAGUCCUCCCCCAAGACUGAGGAGGGCGCGACCCCCUCGUCCAGCAGCGAGACCCCGAAAAAAAAAAAGAAGCGCUUUUCCUUCAAGAAGUCCUUUAAGCUCAGCGGCUUCUCCUUCAAGAAGAAUAAGAAGGAGGCCGGCGAGGGGGCCGAGGGCGAGGGCGGCGCCUCCACCGCGGCGGCGGAGGGCGGGAAGGAGGAGGCGGCGGCCCCCGAGGCGGCGGGCAGCGAGGAGGGCAAGGCGGCCGCCGAGGAGGCGUGCGUGGCCGGCAGCGCCGAGGCGGCGAAGGAGGAGGCGGGGGACUCGCAGGAGGCCAAAUCGGACGAGGCCGCCCCCGAGAAGGCGGCGGGAGAAGAGGCCCCGGCAUCGGCGGUGGCCGAGGAGCAGCAGCCGCCUCAGCCGGCAGCGGAGGGGAAGGCGAAGGCGGCGGAGGAGGCGGCGGGUGCCGGCGCCGCCACGAGCGAGGCGGGCAGCGGCGAGCAGGAGGCGGCCCCCGCGGAGGAGCCGGCGCGGCAGGAGCCCCCCGCCGAGAGCAGUCCGGAGGGACCCGCCGCCGAGUCGGCGGAGUAGUAAGCGCCGCCGCCGCACCUCGCCGACGGACUUUUCUUCCCCCCUGUUUGUUUUUGGAGUGGUGCCAGGUACUGGUCUCGGAGAACUUGUCUACAACCAGGGAUUGAUUUAAAAGAUGUCUCGUUUCUUUUUUUUCUCUCCCCCCGCAGCUCCCAUCUCAAAUCGUUAUAUGUUGCCGCCAUUCCAACGGGCGGAGGGGGGCUCCUCUCCGCCUUCCUCUCCCAUCCAUUGUAUUUUGGUUUUUUUGGGUUUUUUUUUUCAUCAGUAUUAAUGUUUUGUUUUGGUUGGUUCGGUUUUUUUUUCCCGUUGGUUUUUUGCUAUUUUUUAUUUUGUUCGUUUAUUUUUUAAUUUCAUACUUCGCAACUCUCUUCAUAUUAUAAAACUUUUGCCGAUCGGUCUAUGGACAUGCCCAUAUAUGAAGGAGAUGGGUGGGUCAAUAAGGGAUAUCAAAUGAAGUGACAGGGGCCGCAGUGGGGAACCCGGGGCGCGCAGCCCUUGCUGGGAGCGCGCCCCGCCAGAAAUGAUGUAAGGGGUUAGUCUUUUUUUUAAAAGAAAGUUAUUACGAUGUAUUUUGUGAGGCAGAUGUUCUAUAAGGUUUACAACACUACAAGUCUUGAUUAAGAAGGAAAGGAAAAAGGAAAAAAAAAAUAAAAAAUAAAAAUCAAUACCCAGAUAAAGAGAUCAUAGUCUUAGAAAUUCAUUUAAACCAUAGGAACUUUUCACUUAUCUCAUGUUAGCUGUAUCAGUCAGUGAUUAAGUAGAAAUACAAGUUGUAUAGGCUUUAUUGUUUAUUGCUGGUUUAUGACCUUAAUAAAGUGUAAUUAUGUAUUACCAGCAGGGUGUUUUUAACUGUGACUAUUGUAUAAAAAAAACAAAUCUUGAUAUCCAGAAGCACAUGAAGUUUGCAACUCUUUCCACCCUGCCCAUUUUUGUAAAACUGCAGUCAUCUUGGACCUUUUAAACACAAAUUUUAAACUCAACCAAGCUGUGAUAAGUGGAAUGGUUACUGUUUAUACUGUGGUAUGUUUUUGAUUACAGCAGACAAUGCUUUCUUUUCCAGUUGUCUUUGAAAAUAAAGGAAAACUCUUCAGAUGCAAUGUUUUUUUUUUUUUUUUUUUUUUUUGUGUAGCAUCUUGUCUAUCAUGUUUUUGUAAAUACUGGAGAAGCUUUGACCAAUUUGACUUAGAGAUGGAAUGUAACUUUGCUUACAAAAAUUGCUAUUAAACUCCUGCUUAAGGUGUUCUAAUUUUCUGUGAGCACACUAAAAGCGAAAAAUAAAUGUGAAUAAAAUGUAUAAUUUGGUUGUCUUUCUUUUAUGGAUACUCUGCUAGCUUAAAGGGACUAGCCAGGAUUGCCUAAAUUUGUACAGAGACAGUCAUGUGUGCUGUUAGCACUAGCUUUGAAAAGUACCUUCCUGGAUCUUGGACUCUGUAAUACUGUGCAUUUUACAGAGAAAGUGUGCAGUGCACCAGGUAAUUUGUAGGCUUUUCUGGCUUUACAAAGAAGACUGGAAGGCAGUCUGAGCAUGUACAGUAUAUGAUUCUCCUGUCCAGGCUCCAUCUUGCUUUUAAGACCAGAGGUAUCCAGCGUAUGAGUAUCUUGCCUCUUGAGGAAAAUAAGAUUUAAUUUGAAUUGCUUAGGGUGGGGCACUGAAAUUUUUAUGCUGAGUUGCUUAAAAAUUAAGCUCUUGAACAGAUGUCCCACUCAGAUCUUGGUAUGCUGGUCCUGCUUUGGUACCUCGAUGAUUGUCUUGAAAACUCUAGCCUGGAAGGAGAAGGGGGAAACUUAACACUGCCAUUCUACUUAAAGUAAUUAAAAGCAAUAUUUUCUUUUUUUUCCUCAAGUGCUACUCCCAAGUACAGGUGAGUUUCAGAGCAGAUUUCAAAAUGUGUCAAUAAAAAGAAAAAUUACUUGGUGCUUGCCUUUAAUUGUUAGGCUUUUUUGGCUAAUUUCCAGCAUAUUGCUCAGGGCAAUUAUGCCUUAAUACAACACUGAGUUCAUGUAAGAAAAGCAGCAGUGGUGUUUGGAGGGUGGAAAUUGAUUCAAGAAAGUGUUGCUUCUAAGUUUAUAGGAGAAAGUUUAGUAUUACACUUAUUUGCUUCCACCAUUUUCAGCAGAAACUCUUUGGAAGCAAUUAUGAUUCAUUUUAUGAGAAAAUGGCACGUUAGCACCUUGUUCCCUAAAGAACAAAGCCUAAACUGAAUUAAGUAUAGUAGAUUUCCUGCUGAAUGCAUACUUCUUUUUGUUUUGUUUGGGUUUUUUUUUUUCUGUUUUUUUUUUUGUUUUUUAAUUCAGCUAUCUACCAUUUUAACUUUGACUUGUAUGUACUCUAGUUGCCCUGGUAUUUCUCUAUAACUUUAGAAAUGUAUUGAAACUAUGCUAUAAUUGCUGAGGGACAAAAAUAAAUGGAUGUAAAACAAUA
Molecule: messenger RNA, 4051 nt
Organism: Vidua macroura (Pin-tailed whydah)
Lineage: Eukaryota; Metazoa; Chordata; Aves; Passeriformes; Viduidae
Gene: MARCKS
Product: myristoylated alanine rich protein kinase C substrate
Exons: 2
Coding region: 769-1629 (286 amino acids)
Biological process (GO): actin filament organization; central nervous system development
Cellular component (GO): plasma membrane; actin filament bundle; cytoplasm
Molecular function (GO): actin filament binding; calmodulin binding
Source: RefSeq, a predicted model, not a curated record